Messenger RNA from Talaromyces stipitatus ATCC 10500, 2086 nucleotides. RefSeq names its product ubiquitin C-terminal hydrolase, putative. Gene Ontology annotation, biological process: protein deubiquitination. Gene Ontology annotation, molecular function: cysteine-type deubiquitinase activity; cysteine-type endopeptidase activity. Bases 95 to 2086 code for a protein of 663 amino acids. The transcript has 2 exons. Lineage: Eukaryota; Fungi; Ascomycota; Eurotiomycetes; Eurotiales; Trichocomaceae. Gene Ontology annotation, cellular component: cytosol; nucleus. The record is from RefSeq and is a predicted model, not a curated record.
AAGAAGGCUUGAUCUACCAUGAGGUAUCUUUUCAAAUGAUCGAUUCCACCGUCACCUCCUUUCAGAAGCUAUUCCUCUGUCCUCUUCUCUAGCCAUGAGUUACCAUGGUUUCACCUUGGAUUCAUCCAUAUUCGCCGGCUUUACUCAAUAUGACUUCAAAUCACAGGAUCCACAAAGCAUAGUGGCUCUCGUUGGCACUUCGAUAUUCUUCCUAUAUUGUGUAUUCCCUUAUAUGGGAUCUUUACCGUUUACGAUCGCCCAUCAUCUAUGGAACGUGCUUGUCUACGCCAUUCCAUCUCGUAUAGUGGCAGCGCUGGAUGCAGAAAACAAAGAAACUUCGGUCUUUCGAGCUUCAUCGACGUAUUCGACUUUCUACGAAAAGGAACAGGCCAUGCGCCGCAUAGUCGGGUUUGAGAAAGGCUCUUUGGAUUCUAUAUUGCCACGAGGGCGGAGGCUCUCAAGCUUAGGAAAUUCCUGGCUUGGGAGCAGAGAUUUGGUUCCACCUGGUCUUGGAAACUGGGAUAAUAGUUGCUAUCAGAACAGUGUUAUACAGGGAUUAGCCUCUCUUCGAUCGUUUGCGAAUUACCUCGAUCGCAACAUACUUAAACUGGACACGCGAGGCAGGCUGUCGACUCACCACGCCCUCAAAGAUAUUAUAGAACGGCUGAAUGAUCCAGGCAAUCAUGGUCAGAAACUUUGGAUACCAUCCGAACUCAAGUCGAUGAGCAGCUGGCAGCAACAGGAUGCUCAGGAAUACUUCUCGAAGAUCGCGGAUCAACUCGAUAGAGAGGUUCGGGAAGCCUCUAAAAUGAUUACAACAAAUGCUGGUUUGAGGAUAUCAAAUCACGGGGAGCACAUCAUGGGGAUCUCGAACCCUGAGCAUGAGAAGUUAGUUGAUGGGGGUGUUGAGCAGCCAAAUGUUAUGCAUAAUCCAUUAGAGGGUCUCCUCGCCCAACGUGUCGGUUGCAUCCGCUGUGGUUGGACAGAAGGAUUAUCGCUGAUUCCAUUCAACUGCUUGACCGUUUCUCUUGGCAAAAACAGAGAGUACGAUAUCCGAGCCUGCCUUGACGAUUAUAUGGCUUUGGAGACUAUUGAGGGCGUUGAAUGCGCAAAGUGCACACUACUACGUAUGCGAGAUCAGCUAAAUCAUCUUCUCAAGCAGAUUGAAGAAGACGACAACAUUGUACAAGGGGCCCAGGCGGCGACUGUGGCGUCGAGUCUGAAGAGUUCUGCUCAAUCUCGUUUGCAAGCUGUGCAAGAGGCUUUAGAUGAAGAAGACUUUACCGAAAAAGCUCUGUCAAAGAAAUUUACGAAAUCUCGUCAGGCGGUUAUUGCGAGAGCUCCAAAGAAUUUGGUGAUUCAUGUUAAUCGGAGUGUUUUUGACGAGGAAACUGGUGCUUUACGGAAGAACCAUGCAGAUGUCAGAUUUCCCCGUUCUCUUGAUCUCGGCGAGUGGUGUCUUGGUACGCGGGAUGUGAUGAAAGAGACAGAUUCUCCAGAGGUUUGGAAUACAGAUUCACAAACUUCUAUGCUUCCAAAUGCGGGAGAAGUUUCUCCCCGGAAAUAUGAGUUACAAGCUGUUUUGGCGCAUUACGGAAGACACGAGAAUGGGCAUUAUAUCUGUUUCCGAAAAUUCUCGACUCAGGAUUUCCCUACCGUCUCCGAGGACAUGGAGACUGAGAAGCAAGCGAAGCAUCACUGGUUCCGACUCAGUGAUGAAGACGUUCGUUUGGUUAGUGAACAAACAGUAUUUGACCAAGGCGGUGUUUUCAUGUUAUUUUAUGAGUGUGUCGACGAGCCGCAGUCAAGCUGGAAUGACGUUUCCGGUGAGCUCUCUGAGAAUAACUUGGUUAUGAGAAAUGAGCAGACAUCAAAGCCAUACCCAGGGCCCGAGAAGCAACCUGACACCUCGGCCUUUGUCAAAAUCCGGACAUCAUCCCCUGGCUCUGAUACUUCGGAUAUCAGCAUGGACUCGGAAUUCUCAUCCGCUCGCCUGACUCAAAGCUCGUCAGACACAUCUAACCCCAUCCUUGAGCUCGAUGAUGUAAAGCAGAGAUUACCUUGUGUCCAUAUGAUUGCGGCUUGA